AAAAAAGAGACGUUGAGAGAAAAUGGGCCUUGGAUAUCUCUCCAUUCAAGACACUAUAUAAAGCAGCAGAUGCAUAGUUAAAAUCUCAGAAAACCAAAAAAAAAAAAAAAAAAAAAAAAAAAAAAACAAAAUAAAUAUAAUAUAUUAAAUAAUGGGUUCAUAUUUCGGAAUUUCGACGAUUUUGGUUCUAUGUUUGCUGGGAUUUUCGGCCAAUGCUGAGGUGUUCAACGUUCCUGGGUCUCCAGGAUCUGAUAUUACUCCGGCACUUCUGAAAGCAUUCACAUCGGCAUGCCAAGCUCCGACACCGAGCAAGGUGGUGAUCCCAAAAGGUGAGUUCAAGCUUGGCGAGAUCGCGAUGACGGGUCCAUGCAAGGCUCCAGUGGAGGUGACCCUGCAAGGCACAGUCAAAGCUGACGGUGGCUCUAUCGCUGGAAAGGAUAGAUGGGUCGUCUUCGAGAAAAUUAAUGGGUUUAAGUUGAACGGAGGUGGAACAUUUGACGGUGAAGGCAAUGCAGCUUGGAGGGAAAAUAACUGCCACAAGACCUUCCAGUGCAAGAAACUUCCCAUCAGUGUAAGGUUUGAUUUCGUGGAUAACGCUGACAUAAGAGACAUAACCUCAAUAGAUGCCAAGAACUUCCACAUAAACGUGAUCAGCGGCAAGAACAUGACCUUUGAUAACAUCAAGAUCAUCGCUCCAGACCACAGCCCCAACACUGACGGUAUCCAUUUGGGAAGAUGUGACGGAGUCAAGAUCCUCAACACCAAGAUCGCGACCGGAGAUGACUGCAUCUCGGUGGGAGAUGGGAUGAAGAAUCUUCUUAUUGAGAAAGUCGUGUGCGGUCCAGGACACGGAAUCAGCGUGGGAAGCCUUGGCAAUUACGUCUGGGAGGAAGACGUGACCGGCAUUACCGUCAAGAACUGCACCAUCCAGGGGACUGACAACGGGGUCAGGAUCAAGACAUGGCCAUCUUCAAAGUGCACCACCACCGCCUCUGGAAUUCAUUUUGAGGAUAUCAUCCUUAACAACGUUAGCAACCCAAUCAUCAUCGACCAGGAGUACUGCCCGUGGAACCAAUGCAACAAGCAGAAACCAUCAUCCAUUAAGCUGGUGGACAUUCGCUUCAAGAACAUCAGAGGAACAUCAGGGAACAAGGACGCUGUGAAGCUUUUGUGCAGCAAGGGAUUUCCGUGCCAGAACGUUGAGAUUGGAAACAUUGAUAUUACGUACUCUGGAGCCGAUGGUCCAGCCACUUUCCAGUGCUCCAACGUUGUGCCUAAGCUUGUCGGAACCCAGAACCCAAAGGCUUGUACCGGACCCGUGGUCAAGGCACCCGGCUCCGCCUAAGUAUAAUCUAGAAGCUCUCAUCCAAUUUUGUUUUUUCCCUUCUUUGCAAUUAAGGGACACUUAUAAAAACUAUAAAAUUUAAAUGUUUCUCUUUGAUGCCAACACAUAUAUAGAUAUGUGUGUGCGCAUGAUAAUGUAAUAAUACUAAAAGAUUUAUAAAUAUCUUCUCCUUACCGUGUUUUCGUUUUUAAUUUCUUAUCUUUCAAAUUUGCAUGGACUUCCAAACCAAAACCAAAAUCAAAAUUAAUAUGCAAUAAUUAAAUAAGC
This is a messenger RNA of Thlaspi arvense, 1612 nucleotides long. The record is from the annotation of a GenBank genome assembly. Lineage: Eukaryota; Viridiplantae; Streptophyta; Magnoliopsida; Brassicales; Brassicaceae.